Molecule: messenger RNA, 1257 nt
Organism: Cadophora gregata
Lineage: Eukaryota; Fungi; Ascomycota; Leotiomycetes; Helotiales; Ploettnerulaceae
Exons: 3
Coding region: 1-1257 (418 amino acids)
Source: RefSeq, a predicted model, not a curated record
AUGCUGACACCUUCAGUUAAGAUUUACCCGACGAGCCUUCAAACUUCUUCAACAGAUCACUUGCUCUGGGGUUCUACAAUGGCAUCAAUAGAGACCGAGUCAAAUGGCGAGUCAAGCCCCACUGCGACGUCCUCGAUCAUGACAAAUUUCCAUCACGUCGGCCACUUAUCUUCAUCGACAAUUGCAUUCUCCGUCUAUGACCUUCCCUCUGAAGUGGAAGCAAAGUCAACUGCAAAAGCCCGAAAGCAUGCCAAAGGAAACUCAAACGUUUUGACAGGAGACUUCAUACGCUUCCCCAAAUUCCCGGUAGAGCUUCAAUUGAUAGUCUGGAACUUUUCAUUGGAGCCACAUACUGUGGAGAUGAAGUUCUUGAACCAUAUCUGGUCCGAUCAGUUCGACUUCCUUUCAACUACUCCUGCAAUCAUCCAGGUGAACCGCAAAGUCCGCCAAGAAUUCCGAAAGAAGUACAGAGUUCUUUUCGAACAUAAAAUGUCCCGUGCACCUGCCUACUUCAAUUCUGAUAUUGAUAUCCUACAUAUCAGAUCUGAAAUACGACGUUCUCCAAUGAGCUCGAAAACCCCCUUAAUCAACAUUAUGCAGAUCGGUCGGACUAUUUGCCACAUGCCCAACAAGAGCGAUGUUCGACAUCUAUCUGUCUCGCCGAGCUUCUUCCCCUACAACUGGUCUAUAUUCCCUUCCCUUCUUAUGUUCAACAACUUGAAGACGGUCACGAUGUCUUUUGUUCGAAGCAGGCAUGAUUGCAAGCAUAACUCAAAACUGUGGACUUCUGCACACGGUCGCUCUUACAUCUCUGCUGCGCAACCCCACGAGGACGAAGCAGUCCAGUGCUGCCGAGACCUGAUAAAGGAUUUCGAAGAUCGAUUGAAAGCUGGCGAAUGGGGCACACCUGUCUGGAAGAUGCCCAAGUUCAUAUACAAAGGCUCAUGCCUCGAUAUGAUCCGCUCCAGCAAGAUGUUCUGCGGGUCACAACGUUUGGAGAAGGCCAAGAGAAAGAGAGAUGCCGAAGAAGAAGAUGAUUGGAAGUAUAAUUACACUUCAGUCCAGAUACAAAAGAUGAUAAAGGAUCGGGAGAAAAGACGGAAGAAUGAGCACCGAAAUGCAGAGAAGGAGGCUGCAAAAGAUAUGUCUUGGCUACCCGGUCACAUCAAAGAUCUCCAGGCAACUAACUGGAAAAACCAUCGAAUUAUUUUGGCUGCGCCAAGGAAAUCUAUGAGCAGCAAGAAAUCAGUUCGAUGA